This is a messenger RNA of Mercenaria mercenaria, 13877 nucleotides long. Its product is annotated as DNA polymerase subunit gamma-1-like. Gene Ontology annotation, biological process: mitochondrial DNA replication. Gene Ontology annotation, molecular function: 3'-5' exonuclease activity; DNA binding; DNA-directed DNA polymerase activity. The transcript has 26 exons. The record is from RefSeq and is a predicted model, not a curated record. The coding region runs from base 116 to 3622 and encodes 1168 amino acids. NCBI's taxonomy places the organism in Eukaryota, Metazoa, Mollusca, Bivalvia, Venerida, Veneridae. Gene Ontology annotation, cellular component: gamma DNA polymerase complex; mitochondrion.
GUUCAUAACAAGCAUGUUUACAUUUGGUGUACAAGAAUAUUUACGCGUUCUCUGUGAAAACAAAAUAUUGUCAUAACAUGCAUUAAUGCGUAAAACAAAUUAAUAUUUAGUAAAGAUGUCAUGGUGUAAACUGCAUGCAAUAAGAAGAGGCUUAUCAACUUCAUGCAGUUUAAAUGUAGACAGACCAAGGGUAAAUGAAAUCAACAUACAGUUACUGUCUGAGUCCUUGCAGCAGCAAAUAUUUGGGAACAAACAGUGCCGCCAGUCUCAGGAAAUAAGCACAGUUGAUAACACCGGACAGGAAAUCUAUGUCAGUCAAGAGCGUACUUUAGAUGAGAAGAAGCUUGAGAAGGUUAAGAAACAUUUGUCAGACCAUGAAUUAUGGAAUAAACAGAUAGUUUUGCAGAAAGAUAUCAACUUUGAUUUACCGCCUUUACUAGGUAAAACCAUAGAUGAACAUUUUAUCAAUUUGGGCAGGAAACAGGUACAGGACUAUGUUGAACUGUCUGAUUGUCUGUGUACUUCUGGAAUCCCAGAAAUGCCGAAUGAGUGGGCAUUCUGUCCAGGAUGGGUGAAAUAUGAUGAAGAAGGGAUUCCAAUACCAGUAGAUUACCCAGAAGACUGUGUGCUUGUGUUUGAUGUGGAGACUGUUGUACAGGAAGGGAACUAUCCGGCCAUGGCAACAGCAGUCUCAGAUAAAUACUGGUAUUCAUGGUGCUCAGACAAUCUAGUGGCGGAUAAAUUCCGAUGGACGUCUGAUGUACGGUUACAAGAGCUGAUCCCCUUGGAGACAACUGCAGGCUCUAGUCGGACUGAUGACAGCACAUCAAGACUUGUAAUUGGACACAAUGUUGCAUUUGACAGAUCAUAUGUGAAAGAACAGUAUUAUUUGAAGAAAUCAAAGUUGCGGUUUAUGGACACAAUGUCAAUGCACAUAGCAGUCUGUGGUCUUACAAACAUACAGCGCACUUUGUAUCAGGCUGCCAAGAACGACAGUAAGCAGAAGAUUGUAAAAGAAUAUAAACAACGACACAAAUGGGGAGCAGUUGUUGUUGAAGAUUGGAAAGAAAUGAGCUCAUUGAACAAUUUAGCCGAUGUUCACCAGUUACAUGUGGGUGGUGGGAAAAUUAACAAAGAUCCUCGAAAUAUAUUUGUAGAAGGUUCGACUGCUGACGUCAGGGACAAUUUUCAGGAACUAAUGAACUAUUGUGCUGGAGAUGUCCGAGCAACAUAUGAGGUUUUCAGAGUCCUUUGGCCAGAGUUUAAUGAAAGAUUUCCUCACCCGGUGACAUUAUCGGGUAUGUUGGAGAUGGCGACUGGUUACCUUCCAAUUAACCAAAACUGGGAAAGAUAUAAACACCAGUCUAAUGUAGUUUACAAUGACAUGGAACGAGAGUCGAAGCAGCUGCUUAUGAGACUUGCAAAUGAUGCUUGUGAACAAGUCAACAAUGAAAGUUAUAAAAAAGACCCAUGGCUAUGGGACCUUGACUGGACAACAAAACCAUUCAAACUGAAAAAGGAAAAGAAACUCACAAAGAAACAGCAGCAAGAACUUGAGAAGCGAAAAGAGGACGGGGAAUUGGAGGUGGAAAGUUGUUUAGAACAUGUUCUCAAACAACAAGAAAGACACUACAAAACUAAUACCUAUAUGAGUGGAUAUCCAGAGUGGUAUAGAACAUUGUGUUCACGUGUGACGAGUGAAGAAUGGUGUCCUGGUCCUCAUAAAAUUAGUCAUCAGACACGGGUCACACCAAAACUUCUACGUCUAACCUGGGAUGGUUUCCCUAUUCAUUUUGAUGACACACAUGGUUGGGGAUAUCUGGUUCCUGGCCGCACAGACAACUUGAAAGACCCAGUGCUUGGACCAGGAGAAGAGCCAUCUCCAGAAAGACUGUUCCCAUAUAAGGAACUUUGUGAAAUUAUGCAUUUAGAGGAAGAAAAGUGUGUGGAUGUAGAUGAUGACGAGGCAGAUGACCAGCAAGAUAUUGAUAUGACUGAUAAAGAAUUUGAAGUGAAAAUGGAUAAAAUGUUGAGUGGUGUUGUAGGUAAUAAAGCUGGACGUAAGUCAUACAAACACCACAAGGAAAUGGAAGACGCUGUGAUUAAACCACUGAAGAAACGAAAGCCAAGGAAGCAGCCAAGACAUAAAGGAGAUGGACCACAUAACAGUGUCAAUAUACCUGGGUGCUGGUUUUUUAAAAUACCACAUAAGGAUGGUAAAGGAAAAAGAGUUGGCAAUCCACUGGCAAAGGACUAUCUUAACCGUGUUGAAGAUGGCACCUUGUCGGCACACUCUGGCCCAGGAGCUGAUAUGGUCCUCAAAUUGAACAAGGCUUCAAGCUACUGGAAGAUGAACCAUAAACGUAUCGAAUCUCAGAUGUCAGUAUGGUUUACUGAAGAGGAACUUUCAGAGCACAUCAAAAAGGCACCAAAUUUUGUGGAAGGAAGUCAUUUAGGGGCCAUAGUUCCUCGCAUUGUACCUGCUGGUACCAUCACACGGAGGGGAGUGGAACCAACUUGGUUAACUGCUAGCAAUGCAUAUGUGGACAGAAUUGGCAGUGAACUGAAGUCAAUGAUUCAAGCUCCACCUGGGUUCUGUUUUGUUGGGGCUGAUGUUGAUUCCCAGGAACUCUGGAUAGGGGCUGUACUUGGGGAUUCACACUUUGGACAAACACAUGGAUGUACAGCCCUUGGUUGGAUGACUUUACAAGGUAGUAAGAAGGAGGGUACAGAUCUACACAGUGUUGUAGCUGACAAAGUCAGUAUCUCUAGAGAUCAUGCAAAGGUGUUCAACUAUGGGCGUAUCUAUGGAGCAGGACAGAGGUUUGCACAGAAGCUUCUGCAGCAGUUUAAUCAUCGUCUGACUGUGGAGGAGGCCAGACAGAAAGCUCAGAUCAUGUUCUCAACUACCAAAGGAAAAAGAAGUCAGGAGACAGGGGAAUGGAGUGGAGGAAGUGAGAGCUCUAUGUUUAACAAGCUUGAAGAAAUUGCACAUGGUGAAGAACCUUGUACGCCAGUACUUGGCUGUCGUAUCAGUAAAGCGUUAGAACCAGAAAAUGUCAAUGAAGAUUUCAUGACAAGUCGAAUAAACUGGGUUGUACAGAGUUCUGCAGUGGAUUAUCUCCACCUUAUGUUGACGUGUAUGCAUUGGUUAUUUGAGGAAUACAAUAUCAAUGGAAGAUUCUCUAUCAGUAUACAUGAUGAAGUCAGGUACCUGGUAGCAGAGGAGGACUGUUAUAGAGCAGCCUUAGCUUUACAAAUUACAAACCUACUGACACGAGCCAUCUUUUCUUACAAACUUGGAUUAAAGGACCUUCCACUGUCUGUGGCUUUCUUCAGUGCGAUCGACAUUGAUCAGUGUCUACGAAAGGAGGUGAAUCUAGACUGUGUCACACCUUCCAAUCCACAUGGCCUUGAAAAGGGAUACCAAAUACCACAAGGCUUUGCACUUGAUAUAUACCAAAUUUUAGAGAAGACAAGAGGUUGUCUUGACAAAGAUGUGACAAAAAUGGAGAAAGAAAUAAAAGAUUACGAUGAUACUGGAUUAGUUAUGAACUCUGAUGAUGCUGUGCUAGGUCAUUCAGAUGAGGAUGAAACUGUUGCUGGGUCAGGACAGAUUUGAACUUCUGCUGCAGUCAGAAGAGUAUGAAAUAAAAAAAAAGAUACGUCAGAAGAGAGUGGAUCUAGAUUGAAACAAGAUUUGUAUCAAAGUGGUGCUGUUAUAUCAGGAUGUGUUGCUGGAAUAGAAAAUAUUAUGAAGUAUUUUUUCAAAGCUUUUCUUGAACAGGACAUAGAUAAAAGUUUCACUCCUGGACAUUGGAAGUUAUGAUUUGAUGUCACUGGAUAGUUAAGAAAUAAUAAGUUCCCAAACGUGGUUUAUCGUAGAAUAACCCGUGUUUUGAGUUUUUAUGCGUAAGAAUAUAUGACGAAGGCCGUAGGCCUGAGUGAUAUAUUGUUGCGCAUAAGAAUGAAAAACUCGGGUUAUUCUACAAUAAGUCACACUUGGGAACUUGUUAUUUCAAUUCUAACACGACAUACUAGUAUCAACAGUGUUAGAAAAAAUGGUAACUACUUUUUACGACCGUGCUACGCACCUGGAUCGGAUGACGUCAUUGCACACGCGUGGUUUAUUGCAGAAUAACCCGAGAUAGAUUUUACUCUACAUGUAUGUAUGUUAUUCGCAAGGUCAUGUUAGAAUAUUGGUUAAAUACGAAUGUUACAAUGUUUUGCUCUAUCUUGAAAGAUAUAAGAUGAUAUCUUAGUUAAGGUUUUAAAAUUUCAUCACAGUUUUCAUGUGCACUUAUUUUUGAUGAUUAUUUUGUCUGUUAAAACAUGUUCAGUCUUCCACUGCCAUGGGGUUGAAAGCUAGCUAUAAUUUAGUUUUAGAAGCUGGUAGUACAGUACUAUUGAUGAUUGUGUACUUUUCCGGUGUUUUGUUUAAGAUUUGAACCGGUGCUUUUGUACAGUCUUGAAAGAUUUUGUGAGAUCUGGUUUAGAUUUUUACAGAUCUGUCAUUUUAUAUAUUCAUGUUACUUGUUGUUGUACCUUGGGGAACAUUUUUCAUGUAUAUUGCGAGCUCUACCUCUAUAUGUUUUUUUGGUGUAAUACACAGAUACCAAUUACUAUUAUUAAUUAAGUUCAAACAAUGAUAAUUUUUGAUUUUAGAAAUUGUAUUUAGUUUUUGUAGAUCUAUAAACACUUGUGUUCAAUUUUAUUUCUUUACUUAUUCAGUUGUUCAGCCAAGGAUGUUCUGAUUAUAAAUAAGUGAUAAUGGUAAUUAAUUAAUAUUUGGCAAUAUAUUACAUGGCUUUGAAUGGUGUUGUUUAUACUGUCAUCUGAGGAGAGUAUAUCUCGAAAUGUUUACAAUAUAACUGUCCCACAAAAAGGGAUGUAAUUAUUGUUUAUAAGAAGAAAAAUCUAUAAUAAGAGUUUAGUCUGAUAUAUAUUAAAAAAAAAUGCCUACCAAAGCUUAAAAUUUAGAAUUAUUUAAACAAUAUCUCCUCUUAAACCACUGGUCUAAUUUUGUAAUAAUUUGACACAAAUGCUCUUGAUUCAUCACAGUUGCAAGAGUUAAAAAUAGAAGAUUUCAAAAUCUGGCAGUAUUUUAAAAUGUUUUCACAGAAAUAUUCUUUAGUUGACACUACGAAAAUUGUUAAAAAUAUUAAAAGCCAUCUUGAUUAGUCAAAAAAACAUGGCAGUUUGUGGUGAGCCUAGUUUGCCCUAUAUAGAUGUAUAGUAAAAUUUGAAAAUUUCCUUCUCAAUCAGCAGGCUUGUUUACAAAGCAGCUUUGCAGAAAAGUUUCAUAUACCAGUUUGAGCUGUGAAACAGGUGAGCAGUAUAGGGCUAUUAUGGCUCUCUUGUUUUUUUAGAACCUUUGCUUUUGAGGUUACUGUUCAAAAUGUGUUCAUGAAUUGAGAUAUUUAUGUUUGUUAUUUGUUAAUUUUCUUUCAAAAUAAGGGCAUUUUAAAAAUACUGAAUCAACAGGUCAGAAAACGAAUUUGUAUUCUGCAGUGCAGCUUUGCAACUUUGUCACACUUUGAUUAGUUAUUUGAUACGUUAUUUGAUACAUCUGUAUUAUGAUCUGCUAUUGUAGAAACACCUUGAUUAUUUUAUGGACAUAUACUAGAUGUAAAGUAUUUUAUACAACAUACUUAGGAUCUAUUACAGGGCAUUCAUUCAAUCAGUGGUGGGGGCAUAUAGAUUUGGUCUUGUCCGUGCGUCUGUCCGAAGUUCGUGAUGCGCCUAGCUCAAAAAGUAUUUGAUAUAAAGUGAUAAAACCUUGCAUGAGUCUUGACCAGGAUAUGAACCUGCGCACCUCCUAUUUUUCAUCUGGCUCUGCCCCCUAUUUCCAGAGUUAUGGUCCCUGAAAUAGUCAAAAAUGCACAUUUUCACCUUGUGACACGCCUAGCUCAAAAAGUAUUUGAAUAUAGAUUCAUGAACAUUGCAUGAGUCUUAAUCAUGAUUUGAACUUGUGCACCUCCUAUUUUUCAUCUGGGUCUGCCCCCUAUUUUCAGAGUUAUGGCCCCUGAAAUAGCCAAAAAUGCUCAUUUUCACCUUGUGACGCGUCUAGCUCAAAAAGUAUUUGAUAUAGAUUCAUGAAACCUUGCAUGAGUCUUAAUCAUGAUAUGAACUUGUGCACCUCCUAUUUUUCAUCUAGGUCCGCCCCCUAUUUUCAGAGUUAUGGCCCCUGAAAUAGUCAAAAAUGCACAUUUUCACCUUGUGACGUGCCUAACUCAAAAAGUAUUACAUAUAAAUUGAUUAAACCUUGCAUGAGUCUUUAUCAUGAUAUGAACUUGCGCACCAAUUUUUUGUCUGCCUCUGCCCCAUAUUUUCAGAGUUAUGGCCCCUGAAAUAGUUAAAAAUGCACAUUUUCAACUUAUGACACACCUAGCUCAAAAAGUAUUUGAUAUAAAUGGUAAAAACUUGCAUGAGUCUUUAUCAUGAUAUAAACAUGCACACCUCUUAUUUUUUGGCUGGCUCCACCACCUAUUUUUAAAGUUAUGGCCCCUGAAAUAGUCAAAAAUGUACAUUUUCACCUAAGUAUGUGCCUAGCUCAAAAAGUAUUUGAUGUAAAUUCAUGAAACCUUGCUUGAGUCUUUAUCAUGAUGUGACCUUGCACACUUGGCAUUCUUCUUGAGAAUCUUAGCGUUUAUUUCAGAGUUAUGGCCCUUGAAAUAGCCAAAAUAAAGGAUGUUUUGUUUGUGAUGCUCAUAGCUCAAAAAGUAUAUGGCCUAGAAUAAUGAAUCCUUUUCAUAAAAUGUUUGUUGAGGCUAUACCCCUUAAGACUGCAAACAUUUGAAUUAUUGCCCUUUAUUUGUGACAAAUGUACCUAUGGGGGGCACACCCUGUGUCCUACAGACACAUUCUAGUUAGAUACUUACUUUAAAUGUAGAAAAUCCUCAUCAGAUGAAUUUUACUGGACUGUAUAUAUAUAUAUAUAUAUAUGUAAACUAUGUUUGUAGGGAAACAUUUACAAUUAAGUAUAACAUUUAACAUUCAUUUGUUACUAAAAACUUCCAGUUUUUUUAGCUCACCUGAGCCAAAGGCUCAUGAUGAGCUUUUGUAACCGCUCAAUGUCUGUCUUUUCUAGACUAUUUAAUUUCAAUUACCUGAUGACCCAAAGUGAUUAGGGGUCAACUGACUGUGACCUUGACCUACUGACCUACUUUCUUGUUUUUUAAGAUACAGCCUUUAAAUUUGGAUGACAUGUACAGUUUUGCACACCGAUCUUAAAAUAGAGAAAAGUGGAAACUUCACAGGUCGCUCAACACGACAAAAACGAAAAUGUUGCAGGCUCGGUUUGAUUGAGCCUGUUCAUGGACGGUAGUGGAAAUGCAUGCUACCGUCCACGCCCUCUAGCCCCGGGUUGAGCAGAACUCAACAUUUACACAUGCUAAAAGUACAAAAAACAAUUUAGAGAUAUCCGCAGAUGUAUUCAAACGGCGGUGAACAUGGAACCUUCAUUGAUAGACGUGUUGAGGCGUGUAACUCCAUGAAGAGCGGCGUUUGGUCCCCAGAUAAAUAAAGGGUUUGCCCUAAACAAGAAAACUUAAACUGACUUUCAGUGACCAUGAAUAUUACCUACUGACCUAUUUUCUAAUAUUUUAGCAUCAGUUUGCCAUUUUUAACAUGUGGCUCAUAUUACUCAGGUGAGCGAUUCAGGGUCAUCAUGACCCUCUUGUUUAAUGAUAGUACCAUAUUUUCCCUAAGUCUUGGGACACCCUAAAUCUUGGGACACCCUUAAAAUAUGGAAAAAUAAUUAUUUUUCUUGUCCCUAAGUUUUCCGACAUGUAUUUUCUCAGCAUAUUUUUCGUCCCUAAGUGUUGGGACUAUGGUUGUUACUGAUUCAAGAUGUAACUCAAAUACCGUUAUUAUACAUUGUAUGGUGUUGUAUCGAUCAAAAUGUCAAAUAAUUAUAAGAACCAAAGACUAUUUUUUUAACAUUUUCGUGUUGUGUUUUUACUUGAUAUUCCUUUGACACUAAAGUGUUUUUUUACCAUACCAGUUAAGUGUUGUAUAUUUUUUUUACUGCAACCAGGAAGUCCGUUUUCCGUUAGUUAGUUAUUUUUUAUUUACCACUGACUGGAAUUUACCCGCGAAUCGUACAGCUAUCAAAACGCCAUGCCGGUAAUUUUCCAUUUCACGAGCACGUGCGAUAACUUACAACGCCGUUACUUCUGUUUAUCGACAAGUAUACAAAAAACGCGCGUCACACAUUCAUUUUUUGAUUUUAUCGCUUCAGAUUUUCAACACCGAUUGAGAAGUAAUAUAGUUUGAAUUCUAUAACCAUUUUAAAAAUGAAUCGACAGAAAUGUAGGCAAAAGUCUAUAAAAACGGUCGAAUUUUCAUAAAAUUACUUGCAAAAUUUCAAACAGCGCGAUCCUAAAUACUUAUUUCUUUCUAAAAGUAAAUAAAUGAUACAAACUAUAGGCAUAAAAUUCAGACUUUUGGCCAGAAAAUACAUAAAACAGAAUAGAAAAUUCUUAAAUAAUGAAAAAGCGGCAGCAGUUUAAAAAUAUGAAGUAAAACGAUUUUUGGCAAACAGAUUUCUGUUACGUGACCUCGUGAACGUAAAUAGAAAAUCGGGAUGCGGUUAAAAAAACAAAAAAACAAUAAUGAUGUUGUUGCGUUUUUUUAAUAAGUUUUGCAUGUACAUGUAAUUUUUGACACGACACUUUAUAAUAAGAUAUUCUUCUCAAACAAUUUUGAAAUUUCCUUGAGGGCAAAUAGGUCACAGAGGUAAGGUAUCCUCUAUUAUAGUUUGACACGUUUACCUGUCAGUUUAUACGGGAUAUUGCACAUUCGCUUUAACAAAUUAAAAAGAAGCUUUUUUUAUUAAUUUUUACAACACUAGAUCUACUUCUCAGCACUUUAAAGAACCGAGGCAGUACGAUCAAACAGUGAUGUGCGCAACAUGGCGCGAGAACAUGAUGUAAUGCCAUGAAAAUCUCGGGGAAACUAUACCGCUUUGAUCUCCACUUCUAAUGUCAUCAUACCGACACACUUUUAGCUCUUUGAGGAGGUGUUAAUUCAUGAUGAAAACAAGGCCAGUUACUUUGUUUAUCAACAGAAUAAUUACCUAUAAUCGUUAACGUUUAUUUUUUCGCUUUCAACACGGGUGGGUGGGGGAUGUUACCCGAUGACGAUUAUUGUGUCCAUAUUUUUGGGACACUUUUCAAAAUAAUUAUUUUUCGGUAAAUAAGUCUUGGGAUAGUGAAAAAAAAUAAUUAUUUUAUGCUGUCCCAAGACAUAGGGAAAAUACGGUACUCAUUUAUGCUGUGCUUAUCUGUACAUGUAUUAAGUCUGUACUGUUAUAAAUAGUUUUGCCUUUUGAUCUGUAAGUCAUUCAUUGUUUUUUUUACAUGGCACCAGAAAUAGAUGUUAAUUUCUUCAAGUUUUGACUUUAUUCCAGCAGAAUUUAAUGUUGAACUAUAGACUGGUCAGUAGCACAAACAUAUGGACUGGUGAUUUAUAGAAUAGAAUAGAAUAUCUUUUAUUUCCAAUUUCAGACCCGCUCGGGCAUGACCAUUUUGAUAUAUACACAAAGUUCCAAAAAGAGGUAUCACUAAAAAUACAAAUCAACAGAAAAAAAAAUAGUAAUAAUAAACAAUAAUAAACAAACAAACAAACAAUAAAAGAGUCAUGUAAUGAGACUGUUUAUAUAUGAACACAAUCAUGUUUGAUAUUUUAUGUUUAUAUAGAUACUGUAAAGUAAUGUUCAUAAUACGAGGGCUGAACGCAAUACUGUAGUAACUCCUAUUAAAUAAAGAAGGACUUGUGACAGUAUUGUGUCAACCCUCAAAUUAUUAUUAUUUUCAAGUAUCAACUUGAGUCUAAUAAUAUUUAACAAAUAAUCAAGGCCUUUGAGUGGUUUAUUGUCUAAUUUACCACAGUUCAGAGUUCAGAUGCUUCAGUAUUUAACCGGGUUACGUGCCGAUAAAAACUAGGUCAGUAGGUCUAAAAAUAGAAAAACCUUGUGACCUCUCUAGAGUCCAUAUAUUUCACAAGAUCUUCAUGAAAAUUGGUCAGAAUGUUCACCUUGAUGAUAUCUAGGUCAAGUUCGAAACUGGGUCACGUGCCAUCAAAAACUAGGUCAGUAGAUCUAAAAAUAGAAAAACCUUGUGACCUCUCUAGAGGCCAUAUAUUUCAUAAGGUCUUCAUGAAAAUUAGUCAGAACGUUCACCUUCAUGAUAUCUAGGUCAAGUUCAAAACUGGGUCACGUGCCUUCAAAAACUAGGUCAGUAGGUCAAAUAAUAGAAAAACCUUGUGACCUCUCUAAAGGCCAUAUCUUUCAUGGGAUCUGUAUGAAAGUUGGUCUGAAUGUUCAUCUUGAUGAUAUCUAGGUCAAGUUUGAAACUGGGUUACAUGCGGUUAAAAACUAGGUCAGUAGGUCUAAAAAUAGAAAAACCUUGUGACCUCUCUAGAGGCCAUAUAUUUCUUGAGAUCUUCAUGAAAAUUGGUCUGAAUGUUCAUCUUGAUGAUAUCUAGGUCAAGUUCGAAAGUGGGUCAAGUGGAGUCAAAAACUAGGUCAGUAGGUCAAAUAAUAGAAAAACCUUGUGACCUCUCUUAAGGCCAUAUUUUUCAUGGGAUCUGUAUGAAAGUUGGUCUGAAUGUUCAUCUUGAUGAUAUCUAGGUCAAGUUCGAAACAGGGUCAUGUGUGGUCAAAAACUAGGUCAGUAGGUCUAACAAGAGGACCAUGAUGGUCCUGAAUCGCUCACCUCUUCCCACAUGACCCAGUUUUGAGUAUGACAUCGUUUUUAGCUCACCUGUCACAAAGUGACAAGGUGAGCUUUUGUGAUCGCGCGGUGUCCGUCGUCCGUCCGUGCGUCCGUAAACUUUUGCUUGUGACCACUCUAGAGGUCACAUUUUUCAUGGGAUCUUUAUGAAAGUUGGUCAGAAUGUUCAUCUUGAUGAUAUCUAGGUCAAGUUCGAAACUGGGUCAUGUGCCUUCAAAAACUAGGUCAGUAAGUCUAAAAAUAGAAAAACCUUGUGACCUCUCUAGAGGCCAUAUAUUUCAUAAGAUCUUCAUGAAAAUUGGUCAGAAUGUUCAACUUGAUGAUAUCUAGGUCAAGUUCGAAACUGGGUCACAUGGGUUCAAAAACUAGGUCAGUAGGUCUAAAAAUAGGAAAACCUUGUGACCUCUCUAGAGGCCAUAUUUUUCAUGAGAUCUUCAUGAAUAUUGGUCAGAAUGUUCGUCUUGAUGAUAUCUAGGUCAAGUUUGAAACUGGGUCACGUAGGGUCAAAAACUAGGUCAUUAGGUCUAAAAAUAGAAAAACCUUGUGACCUCUGUAGAGGCCAUAUUUCUCAAUGGAUCUUCAUGAAAAUUGGUCAGAAUGUUCACCUUGAUGAUAUCUAAGUCAAAUUCGAAACUGGGUCACGUGAAGUUAAAAACUAGGUCAGUAGAUCUAAAAAUAGAAAAACCUUGUGACCUCUCUAGAGGCCAUAUUUUUCAUGAGAUCUUCAUGAAUAUUGGUCAGAAUGUUCACCUUGAUGAUAUCUAGGUCAAGUUCGAAACUGGGUCAUGUGGGGUCAAAAACUUGGUCAGUAGAUCUAAAAAUAGAAAAACCUUGUGACCUCUCUAGAGGCCAUAUUUCUCAAUGGAUCUUCAUGAAAAUUGGUCAGAAUGUUCACCUUGAUGAUAUCUAGGUCAAGUUCGAAACUGGGUCACGUGCGGUCAAAAACUAGGUCAGUAGGUUGAAAAAUAGGAAAACCUUGUGACCUUUCUAGAGGCGAUAUUUUUCAAUGGAUCUUCAUGAAAAUUGGUCAGAGUAUUUAUCUUGAAAAUAUCUAGGUCAGGUUCGAAACUGGGUCACGUGGGGUUAAAAACUAGGUCAGUAGAUCUAAAAAUAGAAAACCCUUGUGACCUCUCUAGAGGCCAUAUUUUUCAUGAGAUCUUCAUGAAUAUUGGUCAGAAUGUUCACCUUGAUGAUAUCUAAGUCAAGUUCGAAACUGGGUCACGUGGGGUCAAAAACUAGGUCAGUAGGUCUAAAAAUAGAAAAAAACCUUGUGACCUCUCUAGAGGCCAUAUUUCUCAACGGAUCUUCAUGAAAAUUGUUGAGAAUGUUCAGCUUGAUGAUAUCUAACUCAGGUUCGUAACUGGGUAAUGUGCGGUCAAAAACUAGGUCAGUAGGUCGAAAAAUAGAAAAACCUUGUGACCUCUCUAGAGGCCAUAUUUUUCACGAGAUCUUCAUGAAAAUUGGUGAGAAUGUUCACCUUGAUGAUAUCUAGGUCAAGUUUUAAAGUGGGUCACGUGCCUUCAAAAACUAGGUCAUUAGGUCAAAUAAUAGAAAAACCUUGUGACCUCUCUAGAGGCCAUAUUUUUCGAUGGAUCUUCAUGAAAAUUGGUCAGAAUUUUUUAUCUUGAUGAUAUCUAGGUCACAUAUGCUCAAAAACUAGGUCACUAUAUCAAAUAAUAGAAAUAACGACGUCAUACUCAGUUCAACACUGGGUCAUGUGGGGAUAGGUGAGCGAUUCAGGACCAUCAUGGUCCUCUUGUUUCUAUUAUUUGACAUAGUGACCUAGUUUUUGAGCUCAUGUCACCCAGUUUUGAACUUGACCUAGAUAUUAUCAAGAUAAAAAUUCUGACCAAUUUUCAUGAAGAUCCAUUGAAAAUGGUCUCUAGAGAGGUCACAAGGUUUUUCUAUUAUUUGACCUAUUGACCUAGUUUUCGAAGGUACGUGACCCAGUUUUGAAUUUUACCUAGAUAUCAUCAAGGUGAACAUUCUCACUAAUUUUCAUGAAGAUCUCAUAAAAAAAUGGCCUCUAGGGAGGUCAUCAGGUUUUUCUAUUUUUAGCUCACCUGUCACAUAGUGACGAGGUGAGCUUUUGUGAUCACGCCGCGUCCCCCGUCCGUGCGUGCGUAAACUUUUGCUUGUGACCACUCUAGAGGUCACAUUUUUCAUGGGAUCUUUAUGAAAGUUGGUCAGAAUGUUCAUCUUGAUGAUAUCUAGGACAAAUUCGAAACUGGGUCACAUCCGGUCCAAAACUAGGUCAGUAGAUCAAAUAAUAGAAAAGCCUUGUGACCUCUGUAGAGGCCGUAUUUUUCAUGGGAUCUGCAUGAAAAAUGGUCAGAAUGUUCACCUUGAUGAUAUCUAGGUCAGGUUUGAAACUUGGUCACGUCCAGUCCAAAACUAGGUCAGAAGGUCAAAUAAUAGAUAAACCUUGUAACCUCUCUAGAGGUCAUAUUUUUCAUGGGAUCUGCAUGAAACUUGGUCAGAAUGUUCACCUUGAUAAUAACUAGGUCAAGUUUGAAACUGGGUCACGUGCUGUCAAAAACUAGGUCAACAGGUCUAAAAAUGGAAAAACCUUGUGACCUCUCUAGAGGCCAUAUGUUUCAAUGGAUCUUCAUGAAAAUUAGUGAGAAUGUUCACCUUGAUGAUAUCUAGGUCAUAUUUGAAACUGGGUCAGCUGCGGUCAAAAACUAGGUCAGUAGGUCAAAUAAUAGAAAAGCCUUGUGACCUCUCUAUAGGACAUAUUUUUCAUGGGAUCUGCAUGAAAAUUGAUCAGAAUGUUCAUCUUGAUGAUAUCUAGGUGAAGUUCGAAUCUGGGUCACAUCCGGUCCAAAACUAGGUCAGUAGGUCAAAUAAUAGAAAAGCCUUGUGACCUCUGUAGAGGCCGUAUUUUUCAUGGGAUCUGCAUGAAAAUUGAUCAGAAUGUUCAUCUUGAUAAUAUCUAGGUCAAGUUCGAAACUAGAUCAGCUGCGGUCAAAAAAGUAGGCCAGUAGGUCAAAUAAAAGAAAAUCCUUGUGACCUCUCUAGAGGUCAUAUUUUUCAUGGGAUCUGCAUGAGAAUUGGUCAGAAUGUUCAUCUUGAUAAUAUCUAGGUCAGAUUCGAAACUGGGUCACGUCCGGUCCAAAACUAGGUCAGUAGGUCAAAUAA